AUGUCUACCGAACAACAAGCACUUUCUUACGCCGCAGUUAUCUUGGCUGACGCCGACUUGGAGCUUUCAAGUGAGAAUCUUUUGAAGUUGACUCAUGCUGCAGGUUUGGACAUGGACAGCGUUUGGGGUAACAUCUAUGCCAAGGCUCUUGAGGGACAGGAUUUGAAGAAGCUUUUGAUUAACUUCAACAUUUCUUCUGCUGCUGCUGCUCCAGCUGCUGCCUCUGCUGCCGCUGCUGGUGAAGCUGAUGCUGCUGAGGAAGAUGAGGAAAAGAAGGAAGAAUCAGAGGAGGAAGAGGAAGAUGAUGUUGACAUGGGUAUGGGUUUGUUUGAUUAG
Molecule: messenger RNA, 336 nt
Organism: Brettanomyces bruxellensis
Lineage: Eukaryota; Fungi; Ascomycota; Pichiomycetes; Pichiales; Pichiaceae
Exons: 1
Coding region: 1-336 (111 amino acids)
Biological process (GO): translational elongation; cytoplasmic translation
Cellular component (GO): ribosome; cytosolic large ribosomal subunit
Molecular function (GO): protein kinase activator activity; ribonucleoprotein complex binding; structural constituent of ribosome
Source: RefSeq, a predicted model, not a curated record